UCCAACCUAGCUAGCUUAGCUAGCCAUGGAGAUGCAUCCACCAUCUAAAAUGCUUGCCUCGCUCACCAUGAUCAUACUGAUGAUGAUGAUGAUGAUGGCCACCUCCGUCGCACUUGCAUCAGAUGCAGCGAUGCUCGAAGGACAAGGAAGAGCACUCCUCGUCUGGAAAGAUAUCUUCUACAACCAAAGCCAGCAGGCGCUGCACUCCUGGGGAAACACGUCGACGCCUUGCAACUGGCGCGGCAUCAGUUGCGAUACUGGUGUGCAUCGACACCAGCAUUGGCCGGUGAUCAGCGGCAUCUCUCUGCGGGGUAUGCGGCUGAGAGGGGCUCUAGAGUCCCUCAACUUCUCGGCCUUGAGGACCUUGACGCACCUCGACCUCUCACACAACCUCCUCACCGGGAGCAUUCCUCCUAGUAUCGAGGUCCUUGGCGAGCUCCAUGCUCUCCUUCUGCAAGGCAACCAGAUAAGAGGCUCAAUCCCACUAGGUCUAGGAAAUCUCACAAAAUUGUAUUCCUUAAUGCUUCAUGAAAAUGAACUCUCCGGUGAAAUACCAAGCCAGAUAGGCAACAUGAGUAGUCUUGUCACCCUCAACUUGUCAAGCAAUCACUUGGUUGGUCAUAUCCCUUGUGAAAUAGGACACAUGAAGCACUUAGUUGCAUUAGAUUUGUCCAGUAAUAAUCUUUUCGGUAAAAUACCAAGCAACAUAGGUGGUUUGACCGAACUCACUAGGUUGUACCUUUACAGUAACAAACUUUCUGGACAAAUUCCACGAGAACUAGGUUAUCUUCUUAACUUAAAGGACCUGCAACUUGGCAUCAACACACUCUCAGGUUUCAUUCCACGAAUUUUUCAUAAUUUAACCAAGCUCACCGUGUUAAUUCUACGGCUAAACAAACUUUCUGGGCUAAUUCUACCAAAAAUAGAUUACCUUUCGACCUUAGAGUACCUGGAUCUUAGUGAAAACAUACUCUCGGGUUCCAUCCCAAAUAGUAUAAGAAAUUUGACGAAACUCACAACCUUGUGCCUUAACAACAACCAACUUUCCGGGUUAAUUCCACAAGAGUUAGAUUACCUUGCGAACUUAGAGUACCUGGAUCUUAGUGAAAACAUAUUUUCGGGUUCCAUCCCAAAUAGCAUAGGAAAUUUGACCAAACUCACAAGCUUGUACCUUUACAACAACCAACUUUCUGGGCACAUCCCACGAGAACUAGGUUAUCUCGAGAACUUAGAGAAUUUCUUGCUUAGCAACAACACACUAACAGGUUUGAUCCCAAAUAGCAUAGGAAAUUUGACAAAACUCACUGACUUAUUUCUUUUCAUGAACCAAAUUUCUGGACGCAUCCCUCAAGAACUAGGUCGCCUUAAGAACUUAGAGUUCUUGAAUCUUAGCAACAAUACACUAACUGGUUCCAUCCCAAAGAGCAUAGAAAAUUCGACCAAACUCACAUGGUUGUUCCUUUACAGCAACCUACUUUCUGGACACAUCCCUCGAGAACUGGGUCGCCUUGAGAACUUAGAGCUGUUGGUGCUUAGAAAGAACACACUAACAAGUUCCAUCCCAAGUAGCAUAGGAAAUUUGACCAAACUCACAUAUUUGAACCUUCAGAAUAACCAACUUUCUGGACACAUCCCUCGAGAACUAGGUUAUUUAGUCAACUUAGACUACCUGUAUCUUAGGUACAACACACUAACAGGCUCCAUCCCAAACAACCUAGGCAAUCUCACAGAAAUCACUAGAUUGUAUCUUGACAAUAACCAACUUUCCGGCCACAUUCCCCGAGAAUUAGGUUAUUUGGUCAACUUAGACGAGUUGUCUCUCGGAAAUAAUGCACUAGCAGGUCCCAUCCCAAAUAGCCUUCGCUAUCUGACAAAACUUUAUAAAUUGGACUUUGGCCAGAACCAACUUUCUGGGCAAAUUUCAGGAGGAUAGGUUGGUUGUUGAAUUUAGAGUACCUAGAGCUUAGUAACAAUACACUAUCAGAUUUCAUCACACAAACAACCUAGACUAUCUUGUAGACUUGUAGUAGAAUUAUCUCUGUGGAAAAUUUCACAAGAAGUAGAAGGCGCACCAUCCUCAUCCACCCCUGCUGCUGCUCCUCUCCCGCACGGGGCCAAACCCCUGCGCCAGCUCCGCUGCCGUGGCACAAGCACCUCCUCACGGUGGCCGACUCCACCUGCUCCUCUCCUGUACUCGUCCUCCUCGCAAAAAAAAAGCCCACGCCCUCGCCGCUGGGUCACUCAACACCGGCGCGCUCACCAGCGACUAGGCCACCGUCGCUGCAGCGUCCGCGCCGGUGGCCCUCGCCCUCGCCGCCUUCUUCGACUGCUGCACGACCCCUCUCGCAUGUGCCACCGACGUCGUUUCCCUGCUCUCAUGCGAGGACGCGCGCCUGGGCCGUCCCUGAAGCGCCCGUUGCGUCCAAGGACAGGGCCGACGUCGCCACCAACCUCAGGAGGCUCCUACUAGGGUCCUCCAACCGCGCGGCCAUCAGCGGUCUCAUUCUCCAAGGUGCCCGGCGUGCACGGGGCCUUCCGGGAUUCGGCGUGGGCCCUCCACGCCUGGGUGCACGAUGAGCUCAAUGGUCCGGUAGACCGGUACUGAAGCUCGGGAACCAAGGAGGAGAUUUUGAUACUGCGACUUAGGUUAAAGAGAAGAGUUUACCAGAUGAAACACUGAAAAGAUUGGAAGUCUAGUGAAGACCAGAGGACUGGCGCAGCUCAUUUCUAGCGCGCCUCCAUAAGCCUCCUGUGCAACGCUCAGUUCGAAGAGCUGUCCGUGCAGGAUCUCUUUCAGACCUACUGUAUGAAGAGUGUUAGAGAUAUAUUUGGGAUACAUGUAUUUGGUAGUCUAGAAUUUGUAAUCCGUCUCCUAUUUUAUCUUCAAAGAGUUUCUUGCCCUCCAA
Molecule: messenger RNA, 2906 nt
Organism: Triticum dicoccoides
Lineage: Eukaryota; Viridiplantae; Streptophyta; Magnoliopsida; Poales; Poaceae
Product: probable leucine-rich repeat receptor-like protein kinase At1g35710
Exons: 1
Coding region: 26-1933 (635 amino acids)
Molecular function (GO): protein binding
Source: RefSeq, a predicted model, not a curated record